UAACGGGCGCCGGGGGCCGCGCUGGAUGUUGCAUUGCGGAGUGGCAGCGGAUACAAUGUAACACAGGAUGUAGCAAACGCAACGCUGUCCCGCUGCAACAUGACACGGCCCAAACACCGUGGAGAAUGCACCUUCAUUUGAACCCUCAAAUCACCUCAGCGAGCAACCUGGCGCACUCACCCACUGCAUGCAGCUUGCCCAGCGCCCGCUGCCCUCCAUAAUGGCGACUCAUCAGGACGGCUGCAGUGUCAAAGUCGCUUUAAGAAUUCGUCCACAGUCAGCCAAAGAGAAGAUUGAGGGAUGCCAUAUCUGUACAUUAGUGACACCAGGGGAGCCACAAGUUAUUAUGGGCAAAGACAAGCCUUUCACAUUUGACUUUAUGUUUGAUAUGGAUGCCAGACAAAAUGAAAUCUAUAAAUCCUGUGUUGGUAAACUGGUGGAAGGGUGCUUCGAAGGAUACAAUGCAACCGUGUUUGCUUAUGGACAGACGGGUUCUGGCAAGACGUACACUAUGGGCACUGGGUUCAAUGUGAACAUAAUGGUGGAGGAGCAAGGAAUAAUUCCUCGUGCGGUCAAGCAUCUUUUCGAGGGGAUUGCAGAGCGAAAGCAAGCUGCCCAGGACAACGGAAGCCAAGCGCCAGAGUUUAAAGUCACUGCUCAAUUUCUGGAGCUCUACAAUGAAGAGGUCUUGGAUCUGUUUGACAGUACACGAGAAUUGGAUUCACGCCAUAGGAAGUCGAAUAUUAAAAUCCAUGAAGGUGCCAACGGAAACAUUUACACCAGUGGGGCAGUUUCACGUGUUGUUAACUCCGAUCAAGAGAUGAUCCAGUGCCUGAAGCUGGGGGCUCUUGCUCGAACCACGGCGAGCACACAGAUGAAUGCUGAGAGCUCGCGCUCCCAUGCUAUUUUCACAAUCCACGUCUGCCAAAUGAGGGUCUGCCCAAGACAAGACAUGGUGAACGGAGAGAUAAACGGAGUGGUACAUGAAUCACAGCCCGUCAAUGAGUACGAAACACUUACAGCCAAAUUCCACUUUGUUGACCUUGCCGGUUCAGAAAGGCUGAAGCGGACAGGAGCCACAGGAGAGAGGGCCAAAGAAGGCAUCUCCAUCAACUGUGGUCUGCUAUCACUGGGAAACGUUAUCAGUGCACUGGGAGACCAGAGCAAGAAGAGCCAUCACGUGCCGUACCGAGACUCCAAACUGACAAGGCUUCUUCAGGAUUCACUGGGAGGAAACAGUCGCACCAUUAUGAUCGCUUGCAUAAGCCCAUCUGACCGUGACUUCAUGGAGACUCUCAAUACCCUGAAAUAUGCCAAUCGAGCCCGAAAUAUCAAGAACAAAGUUACGGUUAACCAGGACAAAACCAGUCAGCAAAUCAGCGCUCUGCGAGCUGAGAUUGUUCGGCUCCAGAUGGAGCUGAUGGAAUACAAGACGGGUAAACGAGUCAUUAAUGCUGAUGGUUCUGAAGGCUACAACGACUUAUGCCAUGAAAACAGCAUGCUACAGAAAGAAAAUGACACGUUGAGAAUGAGAUUAAAAGCCAUGCAAGAAACCAUCGACGCACUGAAUGACAGAGUGACACAACUCUUGAGUAACGAAGCCGCUCAGAUAAUCGCCAGUGCAGGAGAUGGCAACGAAGAAAUCGGUGCGCUGAUUCAAAAUUAUAUUCGGGAAAUACAGGAGUUAAGGACCAAGCUGUUGGAGAGUGAAGCCAUGAAUGAGUCUCUUCGCCGCAACGUCUCUCGACUGACACCCAGGUCUCCGUAUUCAGCGGGAAUGUCUCCCAUGCCUUGCUCUGCAAAUUUCGCCGUCUCUCUGGAAUCCGAUACCUCUGAGGUUGUUGAACUGGCAAAAAAGGACUUGGAGCUGCUGAAGAAAGAAAGGAUACAAAGGAAAAAUAGUCCAGAGAAAGAGAAAAGAAGAAGAAAUGUAACGACGGAGAAUUGGGAAGAGACUGAUGACAAUGAAGCAGAAGAGGAAGAAAGUUGCUGUGAAGAAGAAGAAGGUGGAGAUGAAGAUGAGUUUGACAGCGAUGGAAGUCUGGAUGAAACGGAUACUGAAUCGGAGGAGAAAGUCAAUUAUCAGGCUGACCUUGCUGACAUAACCUGUGAGAUUGAAAUCAAGCAGAAACUGAUCGAUGAGCUUGAGAACAGCCAACGACGAUUGCAAAUAUUGAGGCAACAAUACGAGGAAAAGCUUAUCCUCCUGCAGAACAAAAUCCGGGACACACAGCUGGAAAGAGACCGUGUUCUGAAAAACCUUGGUUCUAUGGAGUGCAACACGGAAGAGAGAGCCUGCAAGAUUAAAGCAGACUACGAGAAAAAACUAAAGGAGAUGAACCGAGAGCUCCAGAAACUGCAGACGGCACAGAAAGAACAUGCACGCCUCCUCAAAAAUCAAACUCGUUACGAACGGGAAUUGAGGAAACUGCAGAAUGAAGUGGCUGAAAUGAGGAAGACGAAGGUGACUCUGAUGAAACAGAUGAGGGAUGACCAGCAGCGAAUGAGGAUGAUCGAAAGCAAGAGGAACCGUGAAAUAGCACAGCUGAAAAAGGAACAGCGACGACAAGAAUACCAAAUUCGAACCUUGGAGUCCCAGAAGAGGCAACAGGAGCUUGUGCUACGCAGGAAAACACAAGAGGUCAGCGCUCUACGAAGAUUAGCCAAGCCCAUGUCCAACCGAGUUGCUGGUCGUGUAAGCCGUAAACAGACUAUCUUGGAUUCGGGCAUGGAAUUGUCAGCCAGUACUUCUUCAGAGGCAGAGUCAGCCUCCAAGUCCGUGUCCAAUAUCGUUAAACAGUGGAACAGAAAGUUAAAUGCCGCUUGGAAUGAAACCGUUUCUGCGGUAAAUGGAACCAGAACUGUGAGAAAGAACAAGUACCAGAAGAAGGGAGUUGGUGAAAUCUUUUCCAAAGCAGCUCGGCUGAAGUGGCAGGCACUGGAGUCCAGGAUCAGUGACAUUGUGAUGCAGAGGAUGACAAUCUCCAACCUGGAAGCGGACAUGAAUCGUCUUCUGGCGAAACGGGAGGAACUAAUUGGCCUCCAGGAAAUUCUACACGGGAAAAGGGAACGGAUUCGCAAUGAAAAUCCGGACGAUAGGUCUAUCCAGGAAAUAAACGAGGAGCUUGAGACCUUGAAUGCCAACAUUGACUACAUCAAUGAUAACAUUUCUGAAUGCCAGGCCACCAUAAUGCAGAUCGAAGAAACCAAGGAUGAGAUUAAUUCAACCGACACGUCUGUUGUGAUAAGUUCGUGUUCCCUAGCUGAAGCACGCCAUCUGCUGGAUCACUUUCUGAAAAUGUCAAUCGACAAGGGUAUGCAGGUGGCCCAGAAAGAGGCUCAGAUUAAGCUGCUGGAAGGUCGAUUGAAGCAAGUGGAUGUGACAGAUUUGAUUCCAAAUCAGCUGAUUAGCAUGCUGCGGGAGAAGGCUGAAUCUAUUCCUGAACUGCAGACGUUGCUUCAAAGUGUCUCACAAGAAAAUGGAGAAAUAAGCAGCGAUGAGGAAACCUCUGAGUGUAGCAUCGGGCUGGACAGUAGUUCAAUUUCAAGUUCUCACCCGAAGCAUUCACUGAGUCAAGGAGAUUUCAGGAUACAGACUGAGCAAAGAACGGAGCUACAUUAUCGGGAAGGUUAUGGCUCAGCUCUGGACGUGUCUACCCCAGGGCUAUUUAGAGCAGCUGACGGGAAAGAAAAUGGCAUCAAGACUGUUGACAUCCUCACACGGAGCCCAAAGGAUAAAGAGUCCAUCGUUUUUCAACCCAGGUCCGGAAACACUUUCCCCAGGCAGUCUACUAAGAAACUGCAGGAUACGUCACCACUCUCAAGGAGAAAAUCCUAUGAUAAAGUACAGAUCUUAACUGACAAAUCCAGAUCUGAAUGGAGAGUUUCUGAAAUGAAUCUAACGCCUCCGUCCUCCCCACCCACCCGAGCUCGUAACGACAGGAACGUGUUCUCACGACUCAGCAAUACCCAGCUUCAAACAUUCCCUGCACACGACAAGUCUGAUGACAGUGACUCCUCUCUCUCGGAGGUUCCCAGGGGUGUUAUUAAUCCGGUCGGUGGUACCAAGGGUGGCAGGACUGCGCCCCUCCAGUGCAUUUCAGUUGCUGAAGGACAUUCUAAACCUGUGCUGUGUCUUGAUGCAACCAAUGACCUGCUGUUCACCGGUUCAAAAGAUCGGACCUGCAAAGUGUGGAAUCUGGCCACGGGACAGGAAAUCAGUACCCUGAAAGGACAUCCGAACAACGUGGUCUCGGUCAAAUACUGCGGUUACUCCAGCCUUGUGUUCACUGUGUCUACAUCGUACAUCAAAGUCUGGGAUAUCCGAGACGCCCCUAAAUGCAUCAAGACACUAACAUCCUCUGGUCAAGUAACUUCAGGUGAUGCAUGUACAGGAACAGUCAGUCGCACGGUGAGCAUUGCACAAGGUGAACACCAGAUCAACCAGAUUGCGCUGAACCCCACAGGCACUCUCCUCUACGCUGCAACUGGUAACUGUGUUCGCAUCUGGGACCUUAAGAAAAUUCAACCUGUAGGAAAACUCAUGGGUCACAUUGGUCCUGUGAUGUGCCUCACAGUGGAGAGAGCAGCGGCUAAACAUGAUUUGGUCAUCACUGGCUCUAAAGACCAUUAUGUGAAGAAGUUUGAAAUAGCUGAGAGUACUCUGGGAAAUGUUGGUCCCACACAUAAUUUUGAGCCUCCACACUACGACGGGAUUGAAUCUCUGGGAAUCCAUGGAGACAUCCUGUUUAGUGGAUCGAGAGACAAUGGAAUCAAAAAAUGGGACUUGGAAGGACAAGAACUAAUACAGCAAAUCCCAAACGCUCACAAAGAUUGGGUGUGCGCGCUGGCAUUUGUCCCAGGUCGUGACAUGUUGCUAAGUGGUUGCCGAGGGGGAAUACUUAAAGUUUGGAACAUCGACAACUUCACCCUGCUGGGAGAGAUCAGAGGGCAUGACAGUCCUAUUAAUGCCAUCUGCACAAACUCCAGCAGGAUUUUCACUGCAUCCAGUGACUGUAGAAUAAAAACUUGGACUGCUAAAGGAUUAAAAAACGGGUACGUUAUGGACAUUAGAGACAGCGGCCAGGAACUCUCUUGACACCAUCCAAGGGUGCACUUCAUGCCAUAAACUAUUCUUUGAGGAGAACAGUGAGAGAAUGAACUGGAAAGCGGCCAGCCAAGGAUUUCUCAGCUGAAGAAGAAAAACAUUGGGAAUUAUUGUGUAGCAAGAUGGGGACUGCGAGCAGUAAUCUUUGCAAGGAUCGGGCCACAAAUAUAAUUCUCAACAGCACAAACAGUGAAAUCGUCAUAGCAACAAACAUUUUGAAUCGCACUGCAGCUUUAUAAAUCUGACAAAAGCUUGGUGCCUUUUCUGCACAUGUAAGAACAAAAUUAUGUUUCAUUUCCUACAUUAAUCUAUGUACUAUUAAUAAUUCCGCAGAUUCCUUCUGUGAUCUUGUCCUCCAGAUUCACAUUCACUAAUCUUCAUUUUGCCACAGCAGUGUAAUUGGAAGGUGAUGACUUCCACCAAAGAAGAACGGAGAUGUUGAACCAGGCUUUGGAUGUGGAAACCCAACAAGUUCUAGUCAACUGGACCACCAAAGCUGGACAAGGACAAUGUUGCUCUAGAUGGCUUCCAUUGUCAAUGGUUUGGUGACUCUUCCAAAAGAAAACAAAACAGGGGCUGCACAAUGAUAUGGUCUUACAGUGCUGCUUUGGAUCAGAUAUUGUAAUUCAUACUGUGAGCCCAUGCGGUCAAAAACUAUUAUGUCUAAAUAUUCAUAGGGCCAGUGUUCUGCCACUGCCAUUAUUACAUAAAUCCUUCCCGGAAAAUCAGAACCUCAGAUUGGCUGUUCUUAUCCAAAUGAUGGAUAAUCAACCAUACUUCACUAAGUAACAUUUCUUCUCUGCAAUGAAGUGUGCAAGUGUGAGUUCUUAAUUUGGCUUUACUGUACCAUGCAUCCCAUUGUAGCAUUUCAGAGACAGGUUCAUAGGACAGUUGCUUGAAUGAAAAUAAUUGUCCUUCAGGAUAUGACGUCUAUCAUCAUAAGUAGUAAACUGGUGUUUGCUAUUGCAAGCACUGCUAAAACUAUUAGAUAAAAGCACAACUUCAGGGUCUUACUACAAAUAAAUCGAGACUAGUUGGAUGUCUCCGAUCACUGUCUCUGACCUCUCCGAGCUAAACUGAUGGAAUUAACUUUCAUAAAGGUAUGUCAGCACACUUGACAACAAUUAUCUUUAUCUUCAGUGAAAAACAUUGUGGUUCUAAGUACAGUAUUCAAAUAUAGAUUUAUUUUGAGGGAUGUCUUGAAAUACCAUUAAAGACAAAUAAUUUAACAGAUGUAUUCAUAUCUCUAAGGCAAAAAAAACUACAAUCUUAAAACCUUGGGCUUGGUGUGACUUACAUUAUCCAAGUCUAUUGAUUUGGAUAAUGUAAAUUGUAAUCUCAGCAGUUAUUGCAGAUGCAGUGACUAUAAGAUAUUCCAAUCAUCCAUAUCACAUAUCUUCAAUCUCUGCCUUUAAUUCUAUAUUUCUUCCCCUACAAUAUGCAUGUUCACUUCUAACUAAAUGGAACCGAAUAUCCAAACAAAACUCAUUUGUUUAUAAUGCUCUUGAUGGAUUCCAUUGUCAACGGUUUGGUGAAUCAUCCAAAGAUUUUAAAUGUAUCUGGACUUAAUCGCUUCCUGAAUCUAAUCUCCAAAACCAGGUAAUUCUGUUCUAAAAUUAAUGAUGAUACAUACUUAAAGAAUGGCCAUUCUUUUCAGGGGUCUUUUCCUGUGGCAUUUUGCAAUCCAAAAUUUUGCAGACAAUGAUUAAACGCAGGAAGUUAUAGGUCAGUUAUUUAUAUACAUUAGAUCUAUUAGAUAACUUCAGGGUCUUACAACAAAUAAAUCUAGACUAGUUGUGAUUUAGAAAUCCAAUUCCACAGUGUGACAACUGUGGAAUUGGAUUUGUUGAAAUGAACAGGUUUUUUGGCUUGGCCACCUCUAACUUCUCCAAAACAAAGUGUGUUUUGUAAGUAGAUGGAUGUAAUUUUUUUCCCCACACAACAGAAAGAUCCAUGUUUUUUUCUCUCUUCUACACAAAAUUAAGUUACCUGUGUCAUUGAAGCUUAUUUAUGUGUUUUCAGAGCUGUAUCUCAUUUUUUGCCCUAUAGACCAAGGUAAUGCCCUUCAGUGAAUAGAAUCCUUGUUUAAACCUUAGAAACACAAGGAACUACAGAAGGUAGACAAAAAUGCUGGAGAAACGCAGCGGGUGAGGCAGCAUCUAUGGAGUGAAGGAAUAGGUGACAUUUCAGGCCGAGACCCUUCUUCAGACUUAAACAAGGAACUACAGAUGCUGG
This is a messenger RNA of Leucoraja erinaceus (little skate), 7342 nucleotides long. RefSeq names its product kinesin family member 21B (gene kif21b). Gene Ontology annotation, molecular function: microtubule motor activity; microtubule binding; ATP binding. Gene Ontology annotation, biological process: mitotic spindle organization; microtubule-based movement. The coding region runs from base 188 to 5098 and encodes 1636 amino acids. The transcript is spliced from 35 exons. The record is from RefSeq and is a predicted model, not a curated record. Lineage: Eukaryota; Metazoa; Chordata; Chondrichthyes; Rajiformes; Rajidae.